This is a messenger RNA of Fusarium keratoplasticum, 1701 nucleotides long. RefSeq names its product Carboxypeptidase. Gene Ontology annotation, biological process: proteolysis. Lineage: Eukaryota; Fungi; Ascomycota; Sordariomycetes; Hypocreales; Nectriaceae. The transcript is spliced from 4 exons. The record is from RefSeq and is a predicted model, not a curated record. Gene Ontology annotation, molecular function: serine-type carboxypeptidase activity. The coding region runs from base 1 to 1701 and encodes 566 amino acids.
AUGCAGUUCAAGUUGUUUGGCGCUCUUCUUGCCUUCGGGACCCUGUCCCAGGCAGCUUUCAACCGGGGUGCCCUGAAUGCCUUCAAUAAGGAGCAUCCCCGUCGGUAUGAUCAGAAGCGCGCCCCGGCUCCUCCCUCUGCCCCGAUUCUGGAGGCCAGAAGCAAGUCCAAGUUCCUCAACAAGCACACUGAGAAGUUUGUCGUCAAUGGAUCUGCCAUUCCGGAGGUAGCUUUUGACAUUGGCGAGUCAUAUGCCGGUCUGCUGCCAAUCUCUAAAGACCCUGAUGAGUCCAGAGAACUGUACUUUUGGUUCUUUCCCAGCACCAACCCUCAUGCCGGUGAUGAAGUGGUUAUCUGGCUCAACGGAGGUCCGGGCUGCAGUUCUCUGAGUGGCUUGUUGACUGAGAACGGCCCUUUUCUUUGGCAAGAUGGCACCUUGGCCCCUACUCCAAACUCAUACAGCUGGACAAACCUGACAAACGUCAUCUGGAUUGAGCAGCCUGUAGGUGUCGGUUACAGUCAGGGGAAGCCCAACAUCACCAACGAGGUCGAGCUUGGUCUUCAGUUCAUUGGCUUCUGGCGUAACUUUAUUGAGGCAUUUGAGCUUCAAGGAGCUACGACUUAUAUCACUGGAGAGUCGUAUGCUGGCUACUAUGUCCCAUACAUCGCUGACGCCUUCAUUACGGCCAAUGACGACACAUACUACAAGCUGGGCGGUGUCGCCAUCAACGAUCCCAUCAUCGGAGACGGCACCCUGCAGCAACAGGCCGUCAUCUACCCAUACAUUGAGUACUGGCAGAACCUCAUCAACCUCAACCAGACAGCCCUGAACGCCCUUCGGUGGACCCAUGAGCACUGCAACUUUUCCACUUACAUCGACCACUACGGGACUUUCCCACCUCCCAAGGGACCGUUCCCUGUCCUCCCUGACCCAUACGCUGAUACUUCGGGCAAUUACACUUGCGAUAUUUUCGACUAUGCCUACGGCGCUGCCCUUGAUUCCAACCCCUGCUUUAACAUUUACCACAUUACCGACACUUGCCCUCAUACUUAUGCACAGUUGGGCAUCGUGAAUCAGGGCGACUACUCUCCCCCCGGCGCACAGGUCUACUUCAACCGCACAGAUGUCAAGAAGGCUCUCAACGCACCGCAGGUUGAUUGGUACCAGUGCACUCCUAACAAUGUCUUUGGCGAAGGCGAUCCUAACUCGAAUUCUUCCGACACUUCUCUUGCGCCAGCACAGAACAACGUCCUCCGCCGCGUGAUCGAACACACCAACAACACCAUCAUUGGCGUUGGACGUCUUGACUUCCUCUUGCCUCCCAACGGCACACUUUUUGCGCUACAGAACGCCACCUGGAAUGGCAAGCAGGGGUUCCAAAAGUAUCCCCAAGACAAGCAGUUUUACGUACCUUUCCACCCAGAGUACAAUGGUGGAAGACUGAGUGAAGCGGGCACCGUUGGACAAUGGGGACAUGAGCGUGGUCUGACCUACUACGAGGUUCAGUUGGCGGGCCAUGAGCUGCCUGGAUACACCGCGGGAGCCGGUUACCGGGUGUUGGAGUUGUUGCUGGGACGAAUCAAGAACUUGGGUACCAUUGAGAACUUUACCACACAAAAGGGACAUUUCCAGGGCAAGGGAGGAUCUGGCCUUCGGCCCCCAGCGAACCCUCUGCACAUUCCACAGGGACAUGGUUACUAA